Messenger RNA from Galendromus occidentalis (western predatory mite), 1523 nucleotides. Its product is annotated as E3 ubiquitin-protein ligase Mdm2. Gene Ontology annotation, molecular function: ubiquitin protein ligase activity. NCBI's taxonomy places the organism in Eukaryota, Metazoa, Arthropoda, Arachnida, Mesostigmata, Phytoseiidae. The record is from RefSeq and is a predicted model, not a curated record. The transcript has 9 exons. Gene Ontology annotation, biological process: protein ubiquitination; cell cycle; regulation of gene expression. Bases 100 to 1425 code for a protein of 441 amino acids.
GACUCGGCUGAGUCUUUUUUGCUCGAAUCCCACGGAUCGCGUAUCUCGUCUAUGCUGUUUUAAGGAAGACUCCUUAUUCGUUUCCCUAAAACACCUACAAUGUUGGCUCUACGUUGCAGUAUGACGGAUACGGUCUCGAGGGCGAGCCAGGCGCCGAGCCUGCUGCCCAAACAGGUUCCUUCGUCGUCGAAGCUCGACGAUUUUGUAAAUAUGUAUAUACUGGAUAAAGCCUUCUAUCGGAUUUUGGAAGCCUAUGGUAUGCCGAACGAACCAGUCACGUUCUGGAUGAUCCUCUUCUACCUGAGGAAGCAUAUCCUGUCUAAGGGUCUUUUUGACCCGUCAAGACCGGACGUCAUCAAGUGCUCCGGAGAUCCACUCGGGACCUUGUUCAAGCGAAUCUCGUUCACCAAUCGGGAGGCUGUAGAUUUAAUCAAGCGACACAUAUCGCCAGUGUUCACUCAGAAGCUACACGACGUGGGAGGUAACUCGCCCAACGGCUCGAACUCCGAAGUCGACGUGCUUCAUGGGGUGACGGAAGCCAUGAACUGCUUGUCUGAUCAGAGCUCCGAAGUUGAUCUUGAAAUCGAAUUCAGCGGGAGCGAUGACAAUGACGACAGCAGCAGCACAACGAACCUCUCGAUCUUUGAGGAGUUCCAUGAAAAGAGUCUAAUCAAGUCAUUCGUUCGUACGGAGUCCGAGGAUGAAAUAAGCAUUGCGAGCUUCCAUUCUUGCGAAACCGAGUACAACGAAUUCGAGCCGUACAGCGAAGUCGGUUCAAAUGAUGAUCUCCAUUCUUACUCAAGCGACAGCGAUCUCGAAAUUCAUAUUGUCGAAGAGAACAUUAUGGUCGAGAGCAUCGGAUAUACGGAAGGUGACGAUUUUUUCGCCGAUAGCUCCGAUUGUGACUCCUCCAUUACUGCCAAUAAACCUGAAUGUCCGGUUACCAACCCUUGGUUCUGUAAGUGUGUCAGUGACGAAGCUAAAACUCGCAACGGCUUUUGCCAUAACUGCUGGACUGCGCAAUUCGGCUGGCGGAAGGAGGAGGACCGUAGGAUCCCGCCAAGCAUUGCCCGUAGAAAGAGAAAGUGUACCAAAGAUAAUGAAGAAAAUAGCCCGAGAAAGGUGCUCAAAGUUGAAAGUCCCGAACCCUGUGAUAGACAGACAGCAUCAUCUCCUUUGACCGAAGGUGAAUUGUCUUUUUCUCAAGGACAACUGUCAGUCGACUCUUCUAGCGAGCCGUCGGCCUUGGAUCUCUUGGGCUCGUGCGUGAUGUGUGAAUCGAGACCGAAGAAUACGGCUAUCGUUCACGGCCGCUCCGCUCAUAUUGUGGGCUGCUACAAAUGUUCACGAAAAAUCCAGGAGAAAAAUUUGAAAUGUCCUCAAUGCCGUCGAGUUGUUGAAAGAGUUGUGCGUCUGUUUCUUUGAUUAUACAUUUUUUUGCGUCAAGCUCUCGAUUGUUUGUAAUAUUGUAAGGGGAGAUGAAUAAAAUUAUCGACGAAGCUCUCACGAGAGGUGUGAGAAAU